CUCACUCCGCCCGGCUGGCUGCGUGCUGCACACCGCGUUAACCGUGAGGCACGGCGAGACACACGGGGCACAGAGGCGAACAGUCCACGGGAACGGAACUGCACCUGAGCCGCAGGGACUGUGGAUUUAAGGAGAGGAUAGAAGGGCGAGCUGAAGCCAUCGCUGCUGCGACAGGGAGCCGCUCCAGACUGCUGUCCAGUUCACAAGGUCAGAGAUCAGUGAAGGCAGUGGUACCAGUGGAGAGAUGAUGUCCAUGCAAAUGAGUGAGGCAGACAGUGUGGUGAAAGUGGCAGAGUGGCAGCAGACUUACUACGCCUCAGACUCUGGCAUUCAGUCAGGAGCCACCACAGUCCGGGACGAUGAGAGCAGCACUGAGUACAGUGGACGUAAGAAGUACACUGGCUGUACUACACCCAGUGCUCCUGCUACAGCCACUGUCGGGGGAGGAGAAGAUUCAGCAGCUGGUGGAGUAGAGAGCCCCACAGAUUUCGACGCUCAGUACUCACUAACCCGGGCUCAGCGCGUUAGGGCAGCCAUGUUCCCAGAGACCCUGGUGGAAGGGGAGGCGGCCAUGCCUGUCCAAUCAGAUCCUACACAGCAGAGCAAUGUGCAGCGACUGGCCGAACCCUCCCAACUGCUAAAGACAGCUAUUGUCCACCUGAUAAACUACCAGGACGACGCUGAGCUGGCCACCAGGGCAGUGCCAGAGCUCACAAAGCUGCUGGGUGACGAAGAUCCAAUUGUGGUGAACAAGGCGGCCAUGAUAGUCAACCAGCUGACCCGCAAGGAGGCCAGUCGCAGGGUGUUGGUGCAGUCCCCAGCCGUGGUGGCUGCCGUGGUGCGCGCCAUGACGACAGCAGUUGACAUGGAGACAGCCCGUUGUGCAGCCAGCGUGCUCCACAGCCUGUCGCACCAGAGGGAGGGACUGCUAGCCAUAUUCAAGUCUGGGGGGAUACCAGCACUGGUCCGCAUGUUAAGUUCCCCAGUGGAAUCAGUCUUAUUUUACGCCAUUACCACCCUGCACAACCUGCUGCUGCACCAAGAAGGGGCUAAGAUGGCGGUGCGUCUUGCUGAUGGCCUGCAGCGGAUGGUUCCGUUAUUGAAAAAGAGUAACCCGAAGUUCCUGGCCAUCACUACUGACUGUCUGCAGCUCUUGUCCUAUGGCAAUCAGGAGAGCAAGCUGAUUAUCCUAGCCAAUGGGGGCCCAGAGGGUCUGGUGUUCAUAAUGAGGAACUACAACUAUGAGAAGCUUCUGUGGACCACCAGCCGGGUUCUUAAAGUGCUCUCCGUUUGUCCCAGCAACAAGCCAGCGAUAGUAGAGGCUGGUGGUAUGCAGGCUUUGGGCCAACAUCUUACAGGUUCCAGUCAGCGUCUGAUCCAGAACUGUUUGUGGACACUCCGCAAUUUGUCAGAUGCCGCAACCAAACAGGAGGGGUUGGAUGGUCUGCUACAGAUACUGGUCACCCAACUGGGCUCAGAUGAUGUCAACAUGUUGACCUGCGCAACUGGCAUCCUGUCGAACCUCACCUGCAAUAACUCGCGCAACAAGACUCUGGUGACUCAGUAUGGUGGUGUGGAAGCGUUGAUCCAUGCAGUGCUCCGUGCCGGGGAGAAGGAGGAUGUUGCUGAGCCGGCGGUCUGUGCCCUGCGUCACCUCACCUCCCGCCACCAGGAUGCCGAACUUGCCCAGAAUGCUGUGCGGCUGCACUAUGGUAUCCCAGCUGUCGUCAAGCUGCUGGGGCAGCCACACUACUGGCCUGUAGUAAAGGCCACGGUAGGUCUGAUCCGGAACCUGGCACUGUGCCCGACCAAUCAGGCACCACUGAGGGAGGCAGGCGCUAUUCCACGAUUGGUCAACCUGCUGCUGAAGGCUCACCAGGACACACAGAGACACGCCUCCUCUGCACAGCAGACAUACCAGGAUGGAGUUCGUAUGGAGGAAAUAGUAGAGGGCUGCACAGGGGCACUUCACAUUCUGGCGAGAGACCCCAUAAACAGAGGAGAGAUUGCAAGCAUGCAAACCAUACCACUGUUUGUACAGCUGUUGUACUCCUAUGUGGAGAACGUGAAGCGGGUAUCGGCGGGCGUCCUGUGUGAGCUGGCCCUGGACAAACAGUCUGCAGAGCUUAUCGAUGCAGAGGGAGCCUCGGCACCACUCAUGGAGUUGCUGCACUCCAACAAUGAGGGAAUUGCCACCUACGCUGCAGCAGUGCUCUUCCGAAUUUCAGAGGACAAGAGUUCAGACUACAGGAAAAGAGUGUCAGUGGAGCUUACACACUCGCUCUUCAAACACGACCCUGCCGCCUGGGAAAUGGCCCAUACUGCAGUUCCUUUGGAGCCUUCAUACCUUGCUGAUGAGUUAGAUGGCUCUUACCCUGCAUACGGCUACGCUGAUCUGCCCCUGGACACCCUGCCGCUAGACCCAGACCUCCACGAAACCUACAUUCCUGACAUGACGUACGACCCAAGACAGGCCUACCCUGAACCACUCUAACAGGAGAAUAAAGCAAAGAUGCUCAAAGAAAAGGAGAGAAUGACCAAAUCACAGGAUGAAAGACUGGGAGAAUGGAUGGAGGAAGAUGGAGAUUUGGAGGCUUUAAUUAGAAGGGAAUCAGCCCUUUCCAACGGUUGGAAAAAAAAUCCCAUUUGGCAAUCAAGAACUAUGAAAAGAGGAUACUUAUUAAAAGAGGUUUAUUGUUGCUGUAAAUUAAAAAUGUAACUUUGUUAUAAUGUUUUACUGUGGACUGAAAGUUGGGGGUGUCUAAAGUUUUCAGGCAUUGUUACACGGGUAACUGUUUGAAGCAAUCCAGUUAGGCAAGAAUGUCUUACAUUGACAGUUUUGAACAUGAGGGAUAAACAGGAGGGGCUUCACCAAACUCAUCUGAUAAUCAUUUACAAAUAUUUUAGAAUUUCAUCUACAAAGGAUUUACUAAUUAGAAUUUGAAUUUCUGAGGUGUUUCAUUGUUAAAUGGGAUAUCAGUGACGCAAUGAAUAUUGUAAUAUUAAUUGUCAUAUACCGGGAACUUGUUUCCCCUCAAUUAGGGACACAAGUGGGGUAAGGCCAAAUACAUCAUGUUAAAGUAUAAUCCAGUUUAAGAAUUUAAUUUUACUGACAUCACGAAUGCACUCACCAUGAAAAUUAUUAAAAGUCUAACUAAAUGAAUUACUGCCAGUCACCAUUGCUACCAAAUGCUACCCGUGUAUCCCAGCCUGCAUCUGCUGUCUUUUAGGUGUCUCCUCUGUGUAUUUGAACAGUGCACAUGUCCCAGGGUUUCCAUGUGUGGUCGUUGCAUGGUAGUAUAUCGUGUAUCAUAAAAGUAAUCUUCACACUCACAUACUGAGAAAAGAUGAAAUACAGACUUUUCAAGCCAUUUCGGAUUAUGUCAGCCAUUUGGAAAACCUCAGUGUGGACUACGAAUACUCUGUCCCUGUCUCAGUUUCACCAAGCGGAUGUACUGGUCAAAUGUCCAGGAAGUGGACUACAGGUCCUUUUGGAAUCAGAAUGCAGAUCUCAUCAUUUUCUAGUCAUACCCAGUUAACCCCACACAGCUCCAGUGGAAAUGGACCACGGCUCUCUGAUCAGCUUGUGCACAACUUUGUGGGUACCAAUAAGUACACUGCAGAGUACAUUUACAACAGGACUUACAUUGUGCUUUGUCAUUAUGGCAUAUAACUUUUUUUUUUACUAGGGGUGUGUCGAUUAUAGAAGUUUGUCAUCAACUGUGCGUCGCCGUCAAUAGAGAGGUGGGGCACUGCAAAGUCUACUAUGAUAUAAUAAUACUUGUAGCUGCUCACAACAUGUAUUAAAGGUCCAGUGAGUAGGAUUUAGCAGUAAGGUUGCAGAUUGCAACCACCUUAACAUACCUCAUCUCACCCAAUGGUGCGUCUACCAGUGUUUGGUUUGUCCAUUCUGGGCUACUGUAGAAACAUGGUGGCUGAUCAUGUCAGUGGAAGAAGACCGCUCCUUAUGUAGCUAUAAAAGGCUUAUUCUAAAGUAACAAAAAACCCCAGCAUUUCUUAGUUUCAGGUAAUAAUGCACUAAUAUAAUUCUGAAUAUUAUGUUCUAUUUCAGUCUCCAAACCCUACACACUGGACUUUGAUUGAUACAACCUUGGAUUGUAUCAUUGUGCAGCGCCUUUUCUUUCUAACCAUCACGUCAUAGUACAACCACAUUGUCAGCAUUGAUGUUUGGCUGUAGUUGGGAAUGUGGACAUCGUGGACAGUUGGGGCAGAAGAUGCUCUGUGCACCAGGGGCAACUGUGCUUGUACAGUUCAAGGCUGCUGUUGUCGGUGUAGCCUUAGCCUGCAAUGUUAAGAAAGCACAACUCCAAUGACUUACCAAUUGCUGAGGCAAUCUACCACAGUUAUACUGUACCUGAAACUGAACAUCAUUAAAUUUUGUUAUAACUGU
Acanthopagrus latus (yellowfin seabream) is the source of this 4411-nucleotide messenger RNA. It is a transcript of the gene jupb, whose product is annotated as junction plakoglobin b. Gene Ontology annotation, biological process: cell adhesion; positive regulation of transcription by RNA polymerase II. Bases 245 to 2494 code for a protein of 749 amino acids. The record is from RefSeq and is a predicted model, not a curated record. The transcript is spliced from 17 exons. NCBI's taxonomy places the organism in Eukaryota, Metazoa, Chordata, Actinopteri, Spariformes, Sparidae. Gene Ontology annotation, cellular component: catenin complex; adherens junction. Gene Ontology annotation, molecular function: protein phosphatase binding; cadherin binding; transcription coactivator activity.